CUUUCCUUUUUCGUUUCUAGGGUUCUCUCUCCUCUCUCUCAAUAUAUAAUCUCCCUCUCUCUCCGAAUCCAAAAUACAGAGUUCCGCUGAAAGAGAGGGAAAAUAAAAUAAAAAACCGAUCUUUGGCUGUUGGGUUUCUUUCUCUUCCACCUCCCAUACAUUCUCACCGGAAUCACCGCCGGUGUUUGCGAGCGAGCAUAUGGAGGGACGCGCUGCUGAAGAUGUGUUUAAGGACUUUAGGGGACGAAGAGCUGGUCUCAUCAAAGCUCUCACUACUGAUGUACGCAAGUUUUACGAUAAGUGUGACCCUGCCAAUGAAAACUUGUGUCUCUACGGGCUUCCAAAUGGGUCGUGGGAGCUUAAUCUUCCCGUCGACGAGGUCCCUCCUGAGCUUCCUGAACCAGCUCUUGGCAUCAACUUCUCAAGGGACGGUAUGCCAGAGGAAAACUGGGUCUCUUUGAUUGCUGUUCACUCUGACUCUUGGCUCAUCGCUGUUGCCUUCUACUUUGGUGCACGUUUCUCUUUUGAUAAAAACGAGAGGAUGAGGCUGUUCCGGAUGAUAAAUGAUCUCCCAACCAUUUUCGAGGUUGUAACUGGCAACGCAAAGCAAUCCAAGGAUCAAUCUGGUAACCACAACAGUAGCAGAAGCAAGUCUGGUGGUGUCAAGACUAAGGCUUCAAAGAGAUCCCCACCACCACCACCACCACCACCAAGAGAAGAAAGUGAGAGCGGAGAUGAUGAUGGGGAGGAAGACGAGGGGCAAGGUGAGUUUUGUGGCGUGUGUGGAGAGAGCGAUGAUGGAGAAGAGGAGUUCUGGAUAUGGUGUGAUACUUGUGAGAGAUGGUUCCAUGGAAAAUGCGUCAAGAUCACACCUGCAAGGGCUGAGCACAUCAAACAUUACAAAUGCCCAAGUUGCUGCGGUGCCAACAAGAAACACAGAGCUUGAAAAAGACGAUCAUAAAGUUGCAUUUGAUUGUCUAGUCUUUAAUGUGAUUGAAAAACAGCUUUACAGUUAGUAAUGUCUCUUUUCUUCUUGUUGAUCUUUACUGUUAUUAUCAAAAUACUGUGACUAAUUUUGUCUUGUGAUUCUUAUAAAAAUUCCGUCUUUAAAGGAGUCUA
Brassica oleracea var. oleracea is the source of this 1119-nucleotide messenger RNA. RefSeq names its product PHD finger protein ALFIN-LIKE 7-like. The record is from RefSeq and is a predicted model, not a curated record. Lineage: Eukaryota; Viridiplantae; Streptophyta; Magnoliopsida; Brassicales; Brassicaceae. Gene Ontology annotation, molecular function: transcription coregulator activity; histone binding; transcription cis-regulatory region binding. Bases 200 to 946 code for a protein of 248 amino acids. Gene Ontology annotation, biological process: regulation of DNA-templated transcription. Gene Ontology annotation, cellular component: nucleus. The transcript is spliced from 5 exons.